This is a messenger RNA of Pelobates fuscus (common spadefoot toad), 1771 nucleotides long. It is a transcript of the gene DPH3, whose product is annotated as diphthamide biosynthesis 3. The record is from RefSeq and is a predicted model, not a curated record. NCBI's taxonomy places the organism in Eukaryota, Metazoa, Chordata, Amphibia, Anura, Pelobatidae. The transcript is spliced from 3 exons. The coding region runs from base 72 to 323 and encodes 83 amino acids.
CGAGCGACUCCUGGGAGUGUUAGCCGGUGAGUGUGCUGAUCUGGCGGCAGGGCUGAGCACGGAGUGAGGGGAUGUCCGUGUACCACGACGAGGUGGAGAUCGAGGAUUUCGAGUAUGACGAAGACACGGAGACAUAUUACUACCCGUGUCCGUGCGGGGACAGGUUCGCCAUCACCAAGGAAGAUCUGGAAAACGGAGAGGAAGUUGCCACUUGUCCCAGCUGUUCAUUGAUUGUAAGAGUUAUCUAUGACAAAGAUGAAUUUAUGCAAGGAGAAGUAGUAGCUGAACCGUUGCCAAAGAAAGCAGAAUUGGUGAAGUGCUAAAUAUCUUCGUUAUUGAUCUUUUAGUGACACUGAGCCAGAUCUCCAAGUUUGGACACUCACCGUUUGCCUUUAUCUUUGGGAAAACUGUAUCGAUCAAAACACUUCAACUGACUUGCAAAUGGAUUAAGUUGUUUUAUUAAUGCCGGAAACACCUGAAUAAACAAUGACACAACUAUAAUUGUGUCCUGAAAAGACACAAUUGGGCCAUGGAUUGGACAGGAACUGCCAAAUUAUUACAGAUGUGGCAUAUAAAACUCACAUAAUUUGAGAGGUGUUGCGUUCAAACACAAAUUGUCACCAUAUUAUUAUAGUUGGUAUUUUCAUGUUCUGUACUGCUCUCUUCUCAACAUGUUAACAGGAGUGGAUAUUUUAAUAUUUUUUUUUUUUCUUGCAAGCAAAUUAUUUUUGUUGUAUAUCGAAGCUGAAACACAAAAGCUAUUCUUUGGGAUUUUGUUUUCUGUUAUACAGAUUGUAAACAUUUACCCUGUUUAGAUUUCCAUCUAAGCUGAUGCAAUUUUAUUUUUUUUAAUCUAGAAAGAUGUUGUUUUAUAGUAAAUACUGUUGUUGAGCAAACCCCUUUCACAUCUCAUUUGAUGCAGGUGGAGCUGUACUUUGAUGUAUGUCACUGCAAAUAUUUGUUUUGAGGUUUAUGUCAUAGACAGACUGUACACAGUGCUCUCUCUAGGUUAAUCAUAAGUUUGUUUAACUUAUAUAUAGUUUUGGACUAGUGCUUCAGAAAACGAUCACUGUAUAAUUAACCACAUUCAAGCAAUAGAUCUAUUUUUUUAACAUGUUCUCAGGCUUUAUUCUAACACACUUUAAUUGCCAUGCUUAGUGGCAACCACCACUCAAGCCUCACUUUUUAUUUUUUUCCCCUUUCCCCCUAUAAAAUUAAGUGGGUUGUUUCUUGUAGGCCUUGGUAAACAUCAUGUUUUAUAAUUUGUUUAAACUACAAUGCCCAUGAUGUCUGUGAAAGUGACCAUUGACUUGUCCAAUGUAGCUUAAAGUCAAUUGAACAGCUUGAGGUUGGCUACUCAUGGUCUGCUUAUUUUGUAAGAAGCAAAAUAAAUAGUUUGUGUCAUGUAUGUAUGUUUACUAUGGGCUUAGAAAUAGAUUGUAAGAUUUUAAAAGAUUGCAUAGGAUGUUUUAUCUUGUCCUGGAGUCUACUUCUGUUUAAACAUGUUUACAAAUCCAAGAAAAGGAUCAGAAAAUUGAAUUUUCAAGAAAAUCUUGAGUUCUCCUGAAUGGUGCCAUUCUAAAAAUAUCAUGUUGCAGCACCCUACUAAAUUAGUAAUAUUCACUCAAUGUGUAGUUGUUUGAAAGCCAAGCAAUCCAUAUCUGCUAGAGAAAGGUUAACAGACUGGGCUAAUUAAUUCCAAUUGUAGACAUCAAGCGUGCAAAACUGGCAAAAAAUAUUUAUUGAUCUAUAUUUUUAUAUGUAUUUAUUU